This is a messenger RNA of Gaeumannomyces tritici R3-111a-1, 2731 nucleotides long. RefSeq lists its product as hypothetical. The coding region runs from base 309 to 2567 and encodes 752 amino acids. The record is from RefSeq and is a predicted model, not a curated record. The transcript has a single exon. Lineage: Eukaryota; Fungi; Ascomycota; Sordariomycetes; Magnaporthales; Magnaporthaceae.
CCAAGUCGACAAGGAAUAACGACGGGAACUGCGCGGGUGCUAAUACGCAACUAAGCGUUUGCUCAAGUCGGGGUGACGGCGAUCUGAGAAGUCGCACUUCCCUUCUGCUGUCCCAGCAAACAACAAAACGGCGGAACUUGCUUUUUGCUUUCCCUUUCUGCUUGCGUUUAUCCAAAAUUUCUCCCAACCUCAAAAUUGGUAAACAUUCACAAACACAACAUCAAUCCCAACCGACCAUCACAGUGCCCAUCCUCGAUUCGUACCAUUACCACUACCAACUUACAUACAUAUACCUACCGCUCGACAGCAUGGAUGACCCAGGCAAGGCCAGUGGCGCCCAGAAGGCAAAGGGCCAACCCCGCGACGCGCGAAAGAAGGCGGCCGCGGGCAGUCGCGACAACCCUCCCGAAGGCUCAAGGCCCGCCGCAGAGCGCAGCGGCAAGGCCGAGGCAGCCAAGGGCAAGGGCAAGGGCAAGGCCGAAACGUGCAGCGCCACCGACCUCCUCUCGGAGCUGAUGGCCAGCAUGCCCGCAAUGCUGCCCGACCCGGUUGUGCCGACCCGACUCCCCACUGGCGCCUGCGCAGGCCAGAAGCCCUCCCAGCAGCAGCGGCAGCAGCCCGCGCAGCGGCGGCCCCCCUCCUCGCGACCGGCGGGCGCGGCGGGCGCGACGCCCAAGGAGCUCCGGUGGUGGAUACCGCAGUGGGACGAGCAGGUGAUCGGGCGCAUGGCCUUUGCGUCGCUGGGGUUCCACCACUGCGACCUGAGCCGGGCGCCCGAGCCGGAGCGGCUGACGGACCCGCGGCUAAAGCACGCGCUCGACGACUGCGCCGAGUGCCGCCUCACGUGGCUGACGGGCUUCAACCGCCUGCGCGGCGGCGGGCCCGGCACCCAGUGCACCCACCCGUGGCACUACGCCUGCGGCCGCGACAACGAGGACCUGAUGGUGGACGACGGCGGCGGCGGCGCCCCGCCCCGCAAGGCGCCGCAGCGCCCGCCCAUGAGCUCCAUCGUGGUGCGCAUCGGCGCCGUCGCCGUGGCCGGGGGCGACGACCGGAAGCAAGACGCGGCGGCGGCGGCUUUUGGCGUCUGGUUCGCCGAGGGCUCGCCCUACAACGUCGCCGAGGCCAUGCCGCCGUCGUCUCCGCCACCAGCACCCGAGACGGGAGACCGGACACAGCAGCAGCAGCAGGCCGACACCGACCCGGCCUGCGCCGCCGUCGCCGCCAGCAAGGAGGCGGCCGAGAUCGCGGCGGCCACGCGGGCGCUCGAGGUGCUCGAGCAAAAGGUGCUCCCGGCCUGCCGGGCCAGGCUGUCGCUCGUGCGGCAGGUGCCCAAGGACCUGUCGGACCUGUCGCAGGCCACGGACCUGGUGUGGGCGCGCCUACAGGGGGUGGACCAGCGGCUCUUUGCGAACGAGGUGCACCAGUUCGAGCAGGUGGCGCGCGAGAUGGACAGGGUCGAGACCAACCGCUUCGUGGCCGCGCCGGGGGCCGCGCCGGGGGACCGCAUGACCAUCGUCGGGAGGGUACAGGCCGACGGGCGGCCGGGCCGCGACGAGGGGUUCGCCGACGCCAGGCAGGCGCUGGCCGACAUUGCGGCCCGGCUGAUGCCGAGGCUCAGGGACAUCAACCGGCGGCUCGACGACCACCACUACGUCCUCAUGGACGAGUGCCAGCGCCGCACGGCCGACGCGGCGCGCCAGAUGGGCAUCGCGGACGCGGGAGGGCGGCCGCCGUCGGGCUACAAGCUGCGCAAGUGGAUGGACAAGCGCGACGCCAUCGUCGACGACUACCUGCUCCAGAUGCAGAGGACCAUGGGGCCCGACGCCCACAAGAUGCAGACCCACUACGUCCGCUUCAUCGACAACGCCGAGUCCUCGUGGGUCGAGCCGUGGCUGCGCAACUCGCUGGGCGGCCUUAUGCAGGCCCCGCUACCGUCGCCACGCGACGUGCUUAGCGGCAACGCCGGCGGCCGAGCUGCCGCCGCUACCGCCCCCAAGAUGGAGUACAACGCCGACAGCCUGCUGUUCAACCGCAAAAAGCCCGAGCCCGCCCCCGAGAGCCCCAAAGCACCUGCAGCGGCGGCGGCGGCGACCCCAAGCAGCUCUCUGCGCGAGGCGGUGCUCAAACACAACGCCAAGUACGCGGCCGAGUCGGCCUCUGCCUCCGCUGCCGCCAGCGCCGCCGAAGCUGCGCCUGCCAGCACCAGCGGCGGCGGCGACGACAAGGUGCAGGACAGGCCAGUCAGCAUGCGCGUCAUCAUAAUGUCGGACUCGAUCGAGCUGCUGAACAGCGUGUGCACAACCCAGCAGGGGUGGAGGCUCGCCACCAAGGCCGGAAGGAAGGCGAGGGCGGGCGGCGGCGGCAUGGACCCGCUCCUGCGCGACGGGAGCGGCCGGGCGGGCAGGAACACGGCCGCCUGGCUGAGGCUGUGGGUGGCCAUCGCCCGCCUUCGGGCCCUCGCCGACGUCGGGGUGGUCUGGUACGCGGUCCCCAGGGAUCAGAACGGGGACGCCGUCCGACUGGCGCGCUCCGCCAUGAAGGGAAAGGGAAAGGAGUCCAAGUGAUUUUUUUUUUUUGGCGUCCGCGUUGCGGUCAGAGGAAGGGCACGGGCUGCGCUAGACGCGGCAGUAUCCUUUCGAGCGGAAUACGUGAUACUGGAAAAGGGGGGUUAUUCUCAGUGUAAAUUAGCUGUACGAGGUAGUAGCAGUACUUGUUCAAGCGUUGUAAG